This is a messenger RNA of Drosophila suzukii, 5461 nucleotides long. The record is from RefSeq and is a predicted model, not a curated record. Lineage: Eukaryota; Metazoa; Arthropoda; Insecta; Diptera; Drosophilidae.
UUUUCGAGCUGUUCAGACGUCAGAGCGGAAUAAUAUUAUAUCGCGGGCUUUCAACUCGUUCGGUUCGGUGGCAAACUGUUCAAACUUUGCCGACGACGCAGUAUAUUUGCUGAAUUUUUUUAACAGUCGCCAAUAUAAAAGUCCCCCACGCAAGAAGUGUUAAACAAAAAUCCACAACGUAAGCGUGCAGCGCUAAGUGUCUACCAGCGUGACCAUGGCAUUACUUUGCCAAAUGUGUUAAAAUUGUGAAUAUUUAGGAGAACAAAAUUAGCAAAAAUCCAACCGCAAAGCAAACAAACGAUCUGCCAGAUGGCCAUACUUAUAAGGAGGACUCUGCUGCCCCUGCUCCUGAUCGCUUGGAUCCCGUGGAGCGAUGCACUACCGCUUCAAUCGUUCUCUCCGGAUCCCGAUGAUAGCACCGAGAAUUGCGGCGGCGAGAAUGGAGCUCCCCUGAUGACGCCCUGCAAGAGCUCCAUAAUUCUGGAAGCCCAGACAAGCUCCACGCUGAAAUGCGAGGGCGAGGAUCCGAUGGUCUGGUGGACCAGCUCUGUUGAUCAUCUGCAGGGAAUCGCGGGGGAUCGGUUUGAUAAUACAGAGGAUCCGGCACGACCAUACGGCACCAGCCUAACACUCUACGAGGUGACGGCCGACGACGUGGGUGCCUAUUAUUGCGUCAAGGAUUCGGAAUUCAACAAGAUCUCGGAGAAGUCGGACGAGGCGAUGGUCGAGCUGGUGAACCAGGGUCUGGCCAGCUCCAUCUACGUGUACGUGAACGACCCAGUUAGUAAAUUGGCGCCCGCCAUCAGCUCUAUAAAUGCCCUGCAAUACACCGACGUUGUGAUACCCUGCAGACCAGCUAUGCCCGAUACAGAAGUGUGGCUGGAGACCAACAAUGGAGAGACAUAUUCCAGCACAUCUGUGGGUCGAUACGAUCCGAAAAGGGGAUUCACCAUCGAAAUCCGCAGCAUCACGGAUGGCGGCGAGUACUACUGUCGGCCCAGUCCGCCCUUCCCGCACAACGAAGAGGAGUAUACCAGCGUAGAAGUGCACUUUAUUGGUAACGGUCACAUUGAUAAAACCGGAUUGGAAAGUCCCAAUACCAGCCCUCCGACAUCGGGGGCCUUGACUAACAUUGGCGAUGGCGAUGUUACUAACCAAUCGACGAGUAAAAUGGCACUUAUCAGUGUUGAUGGUGAUGGUGCUCUUUCCUGGGAUCGAGUUAGGCGUAGUCCAGCCCGUCUGGCACCGAUGAAUGCGUCUCCCUCACCCAGACCAGGGCAAAGCGGCAAGCCCCUGCCAAAGCCCGUGAUCAAGUCCUCCGUGGAUCAUCACGUUAUCACGAACACCAACUUCACCCUCGUGUGCGAACAGUCGGCCUUGAUUGAGUCAUUGUACCAUAUUGCCUGGGAAAUACCGUCUCGCGAUGAGAAUCGCAUCAAUAUCACCACAGCAGAAACCGAUCCCAAGACUAGAAACAGCACCCACCAGUUGGGCAGAAGCAUUUUGACGGUAUUGAACGCCAAACGCACAGAUUCCGGCUUAUACACGUGCAUAACCACCGAUAAAUCCCAAAACACAAAAUACUUUGUCAGAUAUAUGAUUAAAGUUUUAGGACCAAACGAAAGCUACCUGAAGGUGUACGAGCCUUCGAAGCACUACAACGUGCAGGAAAUGGCCAACCGCACGAUCCAGAUGAGGGCCAACUUCGAGGGCUACCCGACGCCCAGCUUCACCUGGCUCAAGCCGGACGGAACCGAGGUCCGACAGUCGGAGCACAACUUCAAGAUCUUCUCCGAGGAGCUGGGCACAAUGCUCCAGGUGCUGAAUGCCCAGCUGGAGGACAGCGGCACCUACGUUCUGCGGGGCACCAAUACAUUUGAGACCGUGCAGCUGGAGUACAACGUGAGUGUGAGCGACGGUCCGGUCCUGAGCAUGGGGGACGUCUACGUCCAGGUGGGAUCGGUGGCGCGACUGGAGUGCACCGUCCGCUCCCAUCCGCCGGCGAUAGUCACCUUCUUGUUCCGUCCCUGCAGCCUGGAGCCCCGAUGGCCGACGUGCUCCGUGCUCGAACAUAACUUUAGUACAUCAGAUGCGCAGGAGAAAUAUAAGUUCCUGACGAAGGCAAGACCCGGUAAACUGAGUGUGGAAAGCAUAUACGAGGUGUCCUUCCUGCCCACGGAUCCGGGAAUACUCACCUGCGUGGCCGAGAACAAGGUGAAUGGAAAGGAGCGAAGAGCCUUGACCAAGGCCCAUGUAUUGCUGGGUAAUAUUUCCGAGAACAUGACCAUUCAUGGCUUUGAUAAAAGUCACAAGAUCGCCAAAGAGGAAUAUGUGAACUUUACCUGCGAGGCGCUGGCCUAUCACUUUGAUGGUAAUCUUCAAUGGCUCCUCGAUGGCGAGGAUUUGAAGGAGACCGAACUGGUUCGAACUGAAACUAGUCGUACCAACUACUCCUAUAGGAGCACCAUUCACAUAAAUUCGAUAUCUGACAAGGAUCAAGGGACCUACGAGUGCCGGGCCUAUCACAAUGCGAAUCACAGCAUAUACACCGGACGCGAGAUAUUCUUGAACGUCUAUGAUCCCUUUGCUCCUCAGUGGGUGGACACUAGCCUGAAGGACCACUCGAAAAUAAAGCGAAAAUUAGGCCAGGGCGUGGAGCUGGAUUGCGCCUCCGAUGCGAUUCCCUUGGCCAAGGUGCGGUGGUACAAGGACGACAAGGAGCUGACCGAAACGAAGUUCAGAAACAUCACAGUAAACGAUUCCAAGCUGGUGAUCAUGUUCCUCUAUCCCGGCGACGAAGGCGUCUACAAAUGCCAGGUGGAGAACCGGUUGGACAUGAUCGAGAGGUCCUUCACGGUGGUUAUUACGGAUCUUCCCGGCAUCACCAUGGCCUGGGUGUGGUUCGGAGUGACACUUUUCCUCAUCCUGAUCAGCCUGUGCGUCUUCCUGGCCAUUCGCUAUCAGAAGGAGCACAAACGACAUCUUCAAUUGAAGGAAGCUGGCUUGGCCAACUUCGAGAAGGGUGCCGUGGGUCACAUUAAUCCCGACAUGACCAUGGACGAGCAGGCGGAAUUCUUGCCGUACAAUCGUAAAUUCGAGUUCCCGCGGGAGAACCUAACGCUGGGCAAGCAACUGGGAGCCGGAGCCUUUGGCGUGGUGCUCAAGGGAGAAGCCAUAGGAAUCCUCAAGGAGGAGCCCACCACCACGGUGGCGGUCAAGAUGGUCAAGCGAACGGCCGACAACGAGGUGGUCAGGGCACUGGUCUCCGAGCUCAAGAUAAUGGUCCAUAUGGGCCAGCACUUAAAUGUGGUCAAUCUCCUGGGAGCCGUCACUAAAAACAUUGCAAAACGCGAACUCAUGGUCAUUGUUGAGUACUGUCGCUUUGGCAAUAUUCAGAACUUCCUUCUGAGGAACAGGAAGUGCUUUAUUAAUCAAAUUAAUCCGGAUACCGAUCACAUAGAUCCCUCCAUCAUGACCCAGCGCAUUUCCGACAACUUUGACCUGCACCGCGAUGCGAAUGGUGGUGGUGGCUUGAAAUACGCCAAUAUCGGUUUUCCGAUCCACUCGUACGUCAAUGAACCCCACAACAAUAACACGCAACCGCCAAAUCAUCGCAGGAACUCGGACAAUGAUCCCCGAUCGGGCACCCGAGCCGGACGUCCCGGAUCCGGAAACGCCACCUACAGCUACGACAGACAGAUGGACACAUGUGCCACCGUGAUGACCACAGUGCCGGAAGAUGAUCAAAUAAUGUCCAAUAACUCCGUACAACCCGCCUGGCGUUCCAACUACAAGACAGACUCCAACGAGGCCAUGACAGUGACCACUGUGGAUCUGAUCAGUUGGGCCUUCCAAGUGGCCCGCGGCAUGGAUUACCUGUCCUCCAAGAAAGUGUUGCAUGGGGAUCUGGCUGCCAGAAAUAUUCUGCUCUGUGAGAAUAAUAUCGUAAAGAUUUGCGACUUUGGUCUGGCUCGAUCCAUGUAUCGAACAGAUAACUACAAAAAGUCAGAGAGUGGCAAACUGCCCAUCAAGUGGUUGGCGCUAGAGUCCCUGAGCGAUCAUGUGUUCAGCACCUAUAGCGACGUUUGGUCCUACGGAAUUGUCCUGUGGGAGAUGUUCUCGCUGGCCAAGGUUCCAUAUCCUGGUAUAGAUCCCAACCAGGAGCUGUUCAAUAAGCUGAACGAUGGGUACCGUAUGGAGAAGCCGCCAUAUGCCAACCAAGAACUCUACGAGAUUAUGCUAGAGUGCUGGCGGAAGAAUCCUGAAAGCAGACCCUUGUUCCCUGAGCUGGAGCAGCGUUUCGGCAAUAUGCUGGGCGAAGAUGUGGCCAAUCACUACCUGGACCUGAACAACCCGUACAUGCAGAGCAACAUGGAGUACAUGAAGACCCAGACUACGGAUUACCUGGGCCUGAUGGGAUCCCCCGACGAGCUGGCGCCCUCCGCUCCGCGCUACGUAAAUGGACGCGUAGUACCCAAAAUCCACAUCUGUGAGUCGCCGGAUGACUACACUCCGAUGUAUCCGCCGAAUACCGAACCCGAUGCCAGCACCGCCAUAUUUUCACCCACGCGCCUUGAAAACGAUGCCUCCGACUUUCCGGACUUCUCAAGUGAAACCACUUUCCAAUUCCCAGGAGAGCGGCACUCGCCCACUUUGAGUAACAAUCUGAACAGCGGAUCGAGUAAGCCGCUUCGCAAGAAGAACGGCCUGCCGACGGUGGAUGCGGCGGACCAGGCGCCGGAGGAGAUACCCAUGCUGCAUCGACGCUCCACGGGAUCGGAGGAGAGUCCGGAGCAGGGCAGGCGAUUCAAUCAGGCCCUCAAGCAGCAGUACGUCACUCCGACGCCCUCGCCACGCCAUCAUGUGGAGACAAAACUCAAUGGGGAGUCCUCCGAAAGCUAUGUGAAUGUGAAGCCGCCCAGGAAGAAUAUACCCGGCAAAACCUCAACCGGUGGUGGGGGUGCUCCUGCUGGGGGUGGCGGUGCCCCCACGGACGCCUUCUCGAAUCCCAGCUACCAGCCACUAUCCACCGUCAACGAGAAGGAGCAGCGAAGGUACUAGGAUGUAUCGGAGCCAUUAGCCUAAGAUUAAGACCUCUUCACAGCUCAGUUGGAGUUUUAAAUGGCAUUUAAAUUAGUCAAUUCUAAACGAAAUCAACUGAUACAUUAUUGGCCUUAGGAAACCAGGUUCCUGAAAACAUAAUAUAGCACGAUAUAAUCUUUGAAAUUUCAACUCAACUGCUUAGGGGCCUUUAAGAUAACAAUUCUACAAAGUGGCAUUGUUAUGAUUCUGAUAUAGACUUAAGACCACCCACACUCACUCCAUGUUAUAUACUAUUAAUGCCAUUUCAUGUUUUAAUUUAGUCUAGACCUAAGCCUAAACUUAUCUCUGUAACUGAAUGUCUUGUAUUUUGUGUGUGCAUGUACUUUCGACUACUCAAAUACAAUGGGUAUAACAACUA